UACGGGUUCCAUGGUUCCCGAACAUCUCAGUUCCCACCAGAUGAAAAUGGGGUUUUGAGUCACAAUGGAAGUCACCUGGCAAGCACUUAUUGUGCAGUAGCUAUACUAAAGAUUGUUGGCUUUAAUUUGUCAAAUAUUGACUCUGAAUUGAUAUUGACUUCAAUGAGAAAUCUUCAACAGCCUGAUGGAAGUUUUAUGCCCAUCCAUGUUGGGGCAGAGACGGAUCUUCGAUUUGUAUAUUGUGCUGCUGCUAUCUGCUUUAUGUUGGGGGACUGGAGUGGCAUGGACAGGGAGAAAGCCAAAGAUUACAUAUUGCAAUGCCAGUCUUAUGAUGGUGGUUUUGGCUUGACUCCUGGAUCAGAAUCUCACGGGGGUGGUACUUACUGUGCUGUGGCAUCUCUUCGGUUAAUGGGAUUCAUUGAAGAUGAACAUCUGUCAAAAAGUGCAUCAUCAUCUGUCAUAAACAUGCCAUUGGUGCUGAGUUGGUGCUUGCAGAGGCAAGCAGCUGAUGGCGGAUUUCAAGGCAGAGCCAACAAGUCUAGUGACACAUGUUAUGCAUUUUGGGUGGGGGCUGUUUUGAGGAUCUUAGGUGGCUACAAAUUCAUUGAAAAGAUAGCUUUGCGUAGAUUUUUGCUGACUUGUCAAUAUGAGUUUGGUGGUUUUAGCAAAUACCCGGGAGAGCUGCCAGAUUUAUACCACUCCUACUAUGGGUAUACGGCUUUUAGCCUUUUGGAAGAACCUGAUUUAAACCCCCUCUGUCCUGAACUUGGAAUGACAGAUCUUGCCGCAUUAGGAAUUGUAUGACUCAGGUUUUACCCUUCAUGACAGUCAACUUCACGAUGGACACUGGAAGGCAUUACUUAUAUUUGCAUGAGUGCUUGUUGUAAUUGUUUUCUUUAUUCUUUUUUUGACCCAUUUGGGUUUGAAACUUAAUUUAUUCACUCUCUAAUCUGUUGAAAUGAAAAUCAUUGCAUUAUAUGUCAUACAAACUUCAUGCAAUUUAUACAAACUGAACAGACUUCUGAAGAUCAUCUCUUUGUAUUUUAUGUUUCUGUUUGUCUUCUGAGAAAAGGAAAAAGAAAAAGGGGAAAAGCAG
This is a messenger RNA of Rubroshorea leprosula, 1096 nucleotides long. The record is from the annotation of a GenBank genome assembly. NCBI's taxonomy places the organism in Eukaryota, Viridiplantae, Streptophyta, Magnoliopsida, Malvales, Dipterocarpaceae.